AGCAGACGUGUGUUUCUGUACUUAACAUUCAAAAUGCCAGCGGAAAGAGUGAGGCCAGAGGAAAACCCAGCAUGCACAACCAUCUCCUGGGUUUCUGUGCCCCUUCGGACUGGCAAAAACAAGAGAUGGAGACAGAGGGAGAGCCGGCGGAGGCUGCCAGCAAGCACUGGUGCUUCCACCCCGCCUACAGCAGGUACUGGCACCAUUACCACCGGGCCAUGGCCUGGAUGCGCAGGCACCAGAGCGCCUAUCGGAAGGCCGUGCAGGCCUACUACACGUCCCUCUGGUACUUCCAGUCCCAGGCUCCUCCACAGGACCCUGGGGCCACUGCGGGCGGCCCUCCCAAGGCCUCUCAGGACCCCUGCUGUGGUUACUACCAGCCUCCAUGGGCUGGCCCCCAGGAUAAGCAGGGCAGGGGCCAGGAGGAGUCCGAUUCUGAAGGAGUGGAAUGCGACGUGAGCAACAUGGAGAUCACCGACGAGCUCCGCCAGUUCUUCAAAGAGACCGAGCGGCACAGGCAGGAGCGACGGCGGCAGCAGGAACUGGACGAUGAGCGCCUGAAGGAGUACAUCUAUGCGGACCAUGGCCUCUACGACGACACCCCGCGCUCCUCAGAGCCGCCAUCGGAGCGGCCGGGUGAGCGGCGUCAGGCCGAGAUGAAGAUCCUGUAUGGGGCCAGCGCUGCCAAGAUCCAGGCCAUGGAAGCGGCCGUGCAGCUGAGCUUCAACAAGUACUGCGACAGCAAGAAGCCCAAGUAUUGGCCUGUCAUCCCGCUCAAGUUCUGAACCUGAGGCUGGGGCCCCUGGCCACUGUUCCCACUCACUCCCAGGUCCCGGCGGGUUGUGGAGAGGGGGUGGACCUGGGUAGCGUACGGGCCCCUUGGAAGUAAUGAGGUGUGGACUCUCCUCAACAGGAGAGCUUUUCUUUUGCUGUAAAAACAUAAUGUCACACACGUGGUGUUUUGGUGUUGGCCGUGGUGCUCAGUUCUGAUAUUAAAGUUGAGAGGCCCUA
This is a messenger RNA of Erinaceus europaeus (western European hedgehog), 1011 nucleotides long. It is a transcript of the gene GEMIN8, whose product is annotated as gem nuclear organelle associated protein 8. The record is from RefSeq and is a predicted model, not a curated record. The transcript is spliced from 4 exons. Gene Ontology annotation, biological process: spliceosomal snRNP assembly. The coding region runs from base 72 to 785 and encodes 237 amino acids. Gene Ontology annotation, cellular component: SMN complex. NCBI's taxonomy places the organism in Eukaryota, Metazoa, Chordata, Mammalia, Eulipotyphla, Erinaceidae.